This is a messenger RNA of Dryobates pubescens (Downy woodpecker), 812 nucleotides long. RefSeq names its product dCMP deaminase (gene DCTD). Gene Ontology annotation, biological process: dUMP biosynthetic process; dTMP biosynthetic process. The record is from RefSeq and is a predicted model, not a curated record. The transcript has 5 exons. Gene Ontology annotation, molecular function: zinc ion binding; dCMP deaminase activity. Lineage: Eukaryota; Metazoa; Chordata; Aves; Piciformes; Picidae. Bases 55 to 534 code for a protein of 159 amino acids. Gene Ontology annotation, cellular component: cytoplasm.
AAUGAAGCAUCCUGCACGAAACGAGAGGAUUAUUUGGAAUGGCCUGAAUAUUUUAUGGCGGUAGCUUUUUUGUCAGCACAAAGAAGCAAGGAUCCAAGUUCGCAGGUUGGUGCUUGCAUUGUAAAUUCAGAAAACAAGAUUGUUGGAAUUGGAUAUAAUGGGAUGCCUAAUGGCUGCAGUGAUGAUGUACUACCCUGGACAAGAACGGCAGCACAUAGACUAGACACAAAAUAUCCUUAUGUGUGCCAUGCUGAACUGAAUGCCAUCAUGAACAAAAACUCAGCUGAUGUGAAGGGCUGCAGCAUGUAUGUUGCCUUAUUUCCCUGUAAUGAAUGUGCAAAGCUCAUCAUCCAGGCAGGCAUAAAGGAAGUUAUCUUUAUGUCUGACAAGUAUCAUGACACUGUGGAGAUGACAGCUGCACGGCGAAUGUUUGAUUUAGCAGGUAUUAUAUACAGGGAAUUCAAGCCAAAGUGUAACAAGAUCAUCAUCGACUUUGAUUCAAUUAACAGCAGACCAAGUCAAAAGCUUCUGUGAAUUAAGUCUCAUUAAGUCUCUGGAAGAGUGUGAUUAUCCUUUUCUAAAAAGGUGCUAAUGCCUUUCAUCUUAAAGUUACUUGAAACUUUUUACCGGCUUCUGUAGCUAAAGUAGACUUCUGAGAAAUCCAAGGUAUAAAAUGUCCCUCCUCACUUCAUCUUGUCAUGUGGCAUCUAAAGCUACUAAUUAUUUUUUUUAAAGCCUUUAUCAAAACUGCUUAAAAAGUCUGGAGGCAGGCAGAAUGAGACAAUGUAAUGUAUGUAAAGAAAACUGUUCUG